Molecule: messenger RNA, 408 nt
Organism: Ylistrum balloti
Lineage: Eukaryota; Metazoa; Mollusca; Bivalvia; Pectinida; Pectinidae
Exons: 3
Coding region: 1-408 (135 amino acids)
Source: RefSeq, a predicted model, not a curated record
AUGCACGUGACCGGUUUAAUGCUUUUGCACAGGGAAUCGACGGAUUUUCUGCGGCGGCAAGAUCGAGAAAUGAAAAAGAGGAAACGGGCAGCGAAAAUUGAACAGCCAAAAGUUCAGAAUUUGGAUAAAUACCAGCCUCAUAGUGUUCAGGAGGAAGUCCGCGACUUCAGUCUCUAUGGCAACCUCAGAAAGGCGGAUACUGAAGUGAGAAAUCCACUUCCUUCACCAGAAUUGAUCGACCGAGAGAAACAUCUCCUCGAAUUUGACAAACAGAGGCGGAAGAAACCCCAUGAUGUUCAUUACAAAGCUUUUUACCGGUAUUUGUCACCAGCCUUGUCAGACCACUAUGCAGUCAUACCGAAAAGUAUUCCAAAUAGUGCAACUACCACCGGGGACAGAACGGGAUAA